This is a messenger RNA of Pseudovirgaria hyperparasitica, 1949 nucleotides long. RefSeq lists its product as uncharacterized. Gene Ontology annotation, biological process: regulation of transcription by RNA polymerase II. NCBI's taxonomy places the organism in Eukaryota, Fungi, Ascomycota, Dothideomycetes, Acrospermales, Acrospermaceae. The transcript has a single exon. The record is from RefSeq and is a predicted model, not a curated record. Gene Ontology annotation, molecular function: RNA polymerase II cis-regulatory region sequence-specific DNA binding; DNA-binding transcription factor activity, RNA polymerase II-specific. Bases 90 to 1469 code for a protein of 459 amino acids.
CACAGCUCUUGUUAACCGCGAAAAAACGAGUCUGGUUGUGCAAGUGAUUACUACUUGGCCGCACUCGUCAUGGAAAACUGCAAUUCCGCAUGUUGGGGGCUUCUCCAUGGAUCUUGCUAGUCUGCCGCGCGAGGGGUGAUCGGCUCUACUUAACUUAUGCCGUGAAGCUGUCCACGUUCCAUCAACUUCGCGACUACUUCUACUUUUCCUUCUUCCUCUUGUUUGUCUCUGAAACCUUCCUCAGCCUCUACCAAUCCAUCGUUCGUUGUGCUUUCCUGCUUGCUCCAUUAGCCUCAUUCAAUUGGUUUUACGAAAUUAUGACUAGCGAUAUGAACAAUCCAUCAUUUGUACCUGGUGUGCUUGCCUCCGAGUCCACCAUGAAUCCUCAACUCAAUCUUGACAUCACCUCCUCUCUCACUUGUGCCUCGGAAGCAAAGACAGCACCACGGAAACCUUCAUCACAGAGAAGCACAAGCACACCCUCAAUCACUUCUCCGACCUCGCCCACCCCCUCUCAAGCCAAUGAGAUCUCUCAAAUAUCUACAAACCAGCGGCCUUCUUCCUCACGGCGUCCCAGCACAGCGAGCAAAGACGCAGACAACACACGCCUCGAAAGUCUCAAACGCAAUCGCGAAGCUGCUUCCCGCUCACGUUCGAAGAAGAAACGGCGAGAGUCCCGCAUGGAAGACACAGCUACGCUACUACAGACCCACAACGACGACCUGAAGCUUGAAACUCUGAUGCUAAAGAAUACCAUUCUGCAGCUGAAAAGCCAGAUGCUAGAUCACACAAGCUGCGAUUGUCACAAACUACGAAGUUACAUGCAGGGCUUCGCAACGCAUGGCGUGAACAACACUCUUCCCACAGUCACACCUGUGGCGGGUGAUGUGCCAUCGCAAAUAUCAGAGAUCAAAUCCGAGCCUCAGGAGCAGCAGCAGUACCAGCAUCAACAUCAGCAUCAACCUCAAAAUCAACACCAGCACCAUCACCAGCACCAGCACCAGCACCAGCAGCAGGAGCAACAACAACAACAGCAACAGCAGCAACAGCAACAGCAGCAACAGCAGCAACAGCAAUGGUACCAAAACUCAGACUCAGGCUUUGGCGAGACUUCAGGCUUCCCCGAGAAUUCGGGCUUCGACGACAUGAUGGACUUCUAUGGGCUUGAGAGCAUGGAAGACAUGCCCGAUCUGCCAAUCAAGAAGGAGUCGGCACCGCAAGAUCUGCCUUCACUGUCUCUUGAAACGAGCUUGUCGCCACUAUCAAAUUCGGAGCUCUCACCUUCUCUGUCAGACCGUCGCAGUCUAUACCAGCAAGUCCCAUCCUUUCGCGGUACAGAGGUAGCAGCGGAGGGUGUGAGCCCGAAAGACAUGAGCAUAUCGCCAGGGGACCUAUUUCACAAGAAUGACGACGCAAACAAUGACUGGACCAUGUAUCUCGCCGACGCGGACAUGCACAGCGGUGUCUGAAAAGAUACACAGUGCACCCCUGAGAUGGGGCUACGGAAGCUGGACGCGACAGCGGUAUCAUUUAGCCAACCAAAGUACUACCAAGGAAGGGUCCAAGUUAGGAACCAAUGGGCACCAACGGAACUUACCACGAGCUCACACCAAGAGCAGGUAGUAAACCUAUGUACCAAACCAAACUCCCCAAUUUUGGUCUAGAAGACCGAAAGGGAAGCCGCGGAAUCACCCACGGAGACUUUUCUUACAGGUGGCGCCCAAGAGGUACGCGCCACACCCACAACAUGGAUGGAACCUCGCGUAAACAUAACACACACAUACACAUAUCGAAAGCAGGGCAUACAAAUAUAUCCCAGAGAGUUGCUCCCUCUGUAGCAGCACAUAGCCUACGCUACAUACACUAAUCACGACAGACAGGCACAUAGCUCUAAAAAGUAAUUUGAUACACAAAUCAAUGCAAAGUAGAAAAUAACAAAACGUGUUCGA